AUGGAUAAUGCAUUAAUAAUAUUAAUUAAUGUAAAUAAAUUAAGUGAGAAUUCAUAUUAUAUGCUUUUAGAUAGAAUACGCAGUGUUAUUGAAGAAAAUCAUUUGAAUUCUUUAUUAGUACUACCUUCAAAUAUUGAAAGAAAUAAUGCGAUUAGGAUCGGAAUACAUUCAAUUACCUCACCAUUAUGGCAAUUAAGAUCAUCACAUGAUAUUUUUGCAUUCUUACAUGCUUUACGUGAUUUAUUAAGAUUUUCUUUCAAUGCAGUUAUUAUUACAAUUUUGGCUUAUCUAUAUUUAUCAUCCUCUUCAAACUGUGUUCGUUCAUUAGAAGAAUUGAAUAUAUGUGUGAUGCAGUUGUCGAAGUUGAAUCAUUUGCAGUUAGGAUCCCCUGCAACUAAUAAUGCAAUUUAUAGUACCAUAUAUUAUGGAUUAUUCCACCUUCAUAAAUUACCAACUCUUAAUUCGCUCAUACCAUCAUCUACAAAAUUAUCAGUAUUAUCAAGUGAUAGUAGUAUUAAUGAACAAUGUAUUAGUUCUGAAAUGAAUAAGUCUGUGAAGAAGAAGGAAGAGGAUGAUAAAAGUAAACUAGCUAUUGGUAGUAGAUGUGUUACUAUAUUAGGAAGAAAAGUUGAUCUAUAUGAUUUCUAA
This is a messenger RNA of Funneliformis caledonium, 648 nucleotides long. NCBI's taxonomy places the organism in Eukaryota, Fungi, Glomeromycota, Glomeromycetes, Glomerales, Glomeraceae. The record is from the annotation of a GenBank genome assembly.